AUGACGGAGUUUUGCGACGACGUCAUUAAACUGUUUCCGCUCCGGGCGAUUCCGGAUGUGAUCAAGUUGUUCCGGCAGCAGCUGAACAAUCGCGAAGAAGAGCCGGACCUGACGCUGCUUUCGAUCGUCACUGGCCUGAUCGAACAUUCACUUACGACCAAGGUGCUCGAAUCUGGCGCGCCAGCGUCAGGUUCGUCCUCGGCGAACAACAACAACAAUGGAGAGACCGGUGGCAAAUCUGGCCAGGCUGGCACGGCAAGCGACAGCACUGGCGGCAAUUUUCCAAUCAUCCGCUACGAUACGAUCGAGGGCCUGUACAAGCGCUUCAAAUCGGUUCUGGCACCGAUCGAGAAGCUGCUGGUGAAGAGUACGACCGAUUCAAAGUUUGCGAACCGGGAGAUCAUCAAGAAGGUGUCCGACAUAAUCUGGAACUCGCUGCUUCGUAGUUCGUACAAGGACCGGGCCCAUUUGCAGAGCCUGUACAGCUAUCUGUGCGGGAACAAGCUGGAUUGUUUCGGUGUGGCGUUCGCUGUGGUCGCCGGUUGCCAGAUGCUCGGCUAUCGCGACGUUCAUCUGGCCAUCUCCGAGGAUCACGUGUGGGUGGUGUUCGGUAAGACGGGCGACGAAACGAUCGAAGUAACGUGGCACGGUAAAGGAGCGGAGGAUAAGCGUGGCCAAUCGGUAGCACCCGGUGUUGAGUCGCAAACGUGGCUCUAUGUAGCCGGUAAUCCGGUCGUGUGCAAUCGCUACAUGGAGGUGGCAGCGAUCGUUUCAGCAAUCAAUCCAUCACUAACCGCCACUAGCGCCUGCCUGGAAGUGGCCGACAUGCAGCAACAACUUCUGUGGCUACUGUACGACAUGGGACACCUGACACGCUAUCCGAUGGCGCUCGGAUGCUUAGGCGAGCUGGAGGAAGUCGAACCAACGGUCGGGCGAAAAAACUGCGAACAGCUGUACAACGAGUCGGUCCGUUCGUCCCAGACCUACUACCGGAACCAUCACGUAUAUCCAUACACGUACCAAGGCGGAUACUACUACCGGAAGAACAUGUACCGCGAAGCCUUUGCUUCGUGGGCCGACAGCAGUGAUGUGAUUCGAUUGUACAACUACUCACGCGAUGAUGAAGAGAUCUACAAAGAAUUUCUCGACAUCGCCAACGAGCUGAUUCCGCAGGUGAUGAAGCUGGAAAGUUCGGGCCACUCGGCCCGAAGCAUUCUACGGGAUGCGUCCUGUUUCGCCAACCUGCUACGUUUCUACGACGGAAUUUGUAAAUGGGAAGAAGGCAGUCAAACGCCCAUUCUGCACAUUGGUUGGGCAAAGCCACUGGUGGCUACAAUUGCCAAGUUCGAUCAUGACAUACGCUCGCAGGUGAUCAUCAAGUGUGCCGACCAAGAGCCGCAGGCUCAGCACCAUGUGUUUGGUCACGAGAAUGGCAAGAAUGGUACGGUUGCUUUGAAGGAUGAAGCCUUGGCCCCACCCGAGAAAGGGUCCCACCAGCAGCAACAUCACAACAACAACAACAUCACAAAAGUGGACGCAAACAUUACGAACGUUGGCCGAUUGCUGGGUGGCAAGGGAGCUGCCGUGGCCACUGCGCUGCCGAAAUCACUGGAAGCACUGGUCGGCAAGUGUGGCGAGAAGCUGCUCAAUCCCGAGUUUCUCUUGCAGGGCGGUGGACAACCGUUUACCACGGAGGAAAUCGGUACACCGGUUGCGGGCGAUGAUGGUGACAGUGGCCUGCUCUCACUGUCACUGACUCAGCCGUCGGCUGAACAUACGGUACCGUCAAACAACGGAGUGCUGAAGGUAGGUGAAGCAUCCGCGGUUGCACCGAAAGAAGAGGACACCACGAAGGGAACGAAGGACGAGUUGGAACCGAAGCGACCUGUCAUCGUACUGUACAGUCAGAAGAUGAAGGGCCUUAAGGAUCUGCUAUUGGCCGAGAAACUCAACACCAAUGCGAUCUCGCUUCAGAUUACCGCCCAAAGCCAGGUGCAGGUAGGUGGAAAGAAGCUUCGAGGUGCACAGUUGUUGGCACUGGGAAGCUCAUUAGCCGCCAGUGCACUGGCACAUCACCACGUGACGGGCGAUGGAAAUGAGGGUAAUACGCGACCCAAACGAGCGCGUAGAGAGUAA
Molecule: messenger RNA, 2136 nt
Organism: Anopheles bellator
Lineage: Eukaryota; Metazoa; Arthropoda; Insecta; Diptera; Culicidae
Gene: Mnn1
Product: menin
Exons: 2
Coding region: 1-2136 (711 amino acids)
Biological process (GO): regulation of transcription by RNA polymerase II; negative regulation of cell cycle; negative regulation of cell population proliferation
Cellular component (GO): nucleus; chromatin; histone methyltransferase complex
Molecular function (GO): Y-form DNA binding; chromatin binding; transcription cis-regulatory region binding
Source: RefSeq, a predicted model, not a curated record